Toxorhynchites rutilus septentrionalis is the source of this 1081-nucleotide messenger RNA. It is a transcript of the gene PrBP, whose product is annotated as probable cGMP 3',5'-cyclic phosphodiesterase subunit delta. The transcript has 3 exons. Gene Ontology annotation, biological process: sensory perception of light stimulus. Gene Ontology annotation, cellular component: cytoplasm. Lineage: Eukaryota; Metazoa; Arthropoda; Insecta; Diptera; Culicidae. The coding region runs from base 175 to 630 and encodes 151 amino acids. The record is from RefSeq and is a predicted model, not a curated record.
ACUUUCUGCAUUGAUAAAAAAAAAGUAAACACUGCGCGAUCUACAAAUACGUCUCACUGAAGUAGAGCGAAGGCAAAAGCAGAAGUGAAAACGACGUUUCAAGUAUUUCACGUAUUUCACGUAUCGGCAGGAUAUUGUUCUCGCUAGAAAGGCGAUAAUCCAAUCCCGGAAGCAAUGGGAACUGACGAUGUUAUAAGAAGCGAAAAAGUCCGGGAAGGAUUCCAGAUCAAUUGGUUAAUUUUGCGGGAUGCGGACACAGGCAAAAUUAUCUGGAAGGAAAAUAAGGAUUUCUCCUGUCCGGAUGUGGAGCACGAAGCCCGAGUACCAAUAAAGAUCCUUGACCUGCGAGCUGUUUCGCGUGAAAUCAAUUUUAGCACUGUUGAAUCGAUGGAGAAUUUUAGAUUGGAUCAAAAGGUUUUGUUCAAAGGACGAAUAAUGGAAGAAUGGUUUUUCGAGAUGGGUUGGGUGAGUCCGAACACCACCAAUACCUGGCAAUCGACGAUCGAAGCGGCGCCCGAGUCGCAAAUGAUGCCGGCCAAAGUACUGAACGGAAAUGUUACCAUUGAAACAAGUUUCUACGAUGGAGAGACGCUAAUCAGCAAAUCGGUGGUGCGAUUGUAUUACAUUUAACCGCACAUAAUUCUAGUCAAGGGCUCGCGGCGUACAGAACUUAUGCAAAUACUGGUCACGAGAAAGACAACGAUUCCAGAAUUUUUUGUACCGGAAACUGUUUGACCAACACGGUCGUAUCUCAGUUUUCAUGUCACAGAAUGAAAACCUAAAUUUGGAUUGAUACUGAUAUCGGUAUAUUGAAACGAACAAGCAUUUAUUAACAAUUUUUCAGAGCAACGCAUAAAAGGUAAACACACCAAAUCGAUGGCAGGUUCAAUGACAAAUAAAACAAUCGCUGCGGAUCAGUUUUAGCUUGCUUGCGCCAGGAUGCCACAAAUAGUUUUUACCACUGAGCAUUUCAAUGCCUUUAUGCGAUAAAUUAUCUACUGUCUAGGUUUUUACAUUAGAUAAGAAUGAAGACCGGCCGGGUCUUUUUAUACGUUGAAAUAAAUAAAUUAUUUGUAUUGUA